UGCGGAUGCAUAAGUAGUGCUUGCAUGCGAGGCGGACAAAAAAGGACUGUCACACAGGAUCUGUAUACGUGGUACGACUGUGGAAAGAAAAGAACCACUGAAAAGUUUGGCCUGUGCUCUAUUGACACAAUGUCCCUGGGGUACAACGUCAGUGACAACAGCAGUGUUUGUGAGAUCCGGGACAAUUCCCUGUCACCACUCCUGCCUGUCGGUUACUCCAUCAUCUGCUGUAUCGGACUCCUCAACAACAGCAUCAGCAUUUUUCUCUUGUUCUUGCAGCGCAAUGCCAACACUUCCAUGGCGGUGUACAUGCGGCACCUUUCGCUGGCUGACAUGCUCUUGGUUCUUUGCUUGCCGCUGAGGGUUCACUACCACAACAGGCAGGGUCCCUUCAUUGUGUGUCGAGUGGUGGGCAUCCUCUUCUACAUAAACAUGUAUGCCAGCAUUUCCUUCCUCAGCCUGAUCAGCCUGGACCGCUAUCUCAAGAUCACCAAGCCAGUGUGGGUCUUCCGUGUCCAGAAGGUCUGCUGGAGCCGGAGAGCCAGCUAUGCCAUCUGGUCUAUCCUUUUCUUAGUAACCUGCCUGUUCUUCAUGAGCAGCAGAUGGGAAAACCCAUGCAAUCGAAUUUGCUUUCAUUUCCACGACCAGGGGCAGCUAACGGGUGGCAUCAACCUCAUGGUAGUCGCCCUCUUCGGUGGUCUGUUUUUGCUCUUUGUCAUCUUCUAUGUGAAGAUUGCGCUGAAGCUCAGGACUGUUCAGAUGGGGAAGGGCAACUCCAACAACCAGGAUGACAGGAAGAUGAUCAUCUUGAAGACUUUCCUGGUGCCGGGCAUAUUCACCCUGUGCUUCCUGCCUUAUCAUCUAGUGCGAGUACCAUACGUACUGGCUCAGAUGAAAAGCAUUGCAAGGCUGGAGAGCAAGCAGCAGCUACACACCUGGAACGAGAUCACACUGCUUCUGUCCACCCUCAACAGCUGCCUGGACCCCAUUAUUUACUACUUUCUCUCCAGUGUGUACAGGAAGACCCUCCUGUGUGCCAUGAACGGCAAGUUUAAAAACAUGUAUGACUUGAACAGGAGAAGGAUCAGCAUCAACCGCUCCAUUACAGAAAUCUAGCUCAAGGAAUUAACAAACCACUCCAAGUCGACAGAUGAUAAGAAUUUCAUGAAACGUGAGAAGCGCAAACUAUAACGUAUUCUGAAUUUUAUUCAUUAUGUCUAGCUAUUUUAAUGUGUAUACACUCUGUGGACUUGGGUGCUUUGUAUUUACCAUUCUUUGAUUCAUUUUAGACUUGUCAGUGACUUGGUUCACAGGUUGUAGAGUAUAUUACUCAGUUAGAAAACAAAUAGCCUUUGCCAGCAACCUGAAAAGGUUGUGAUAUUUUUAUGUUAUGAUUAACUGAGUUUUCACCAGUGUGCCAUUAUGGUGACUUUAACAUGCUUUUGUGGUAAGUUAUGCGUUCUUCUUCAUAAUUCAUCAGGUUAUAGGUUGUUAGCCAUGAACUGUGAUGAAAGCAUUCUGGAUGAUUCAUGUUUAAUGUUGAAUGUGCAACAGGGUAGGGAAUAUCCCUACUCAGCAAAGCAAUCUUUAUUUUCAUGUGUGUAAGAUGUCA
Electrophorus electricus (electric eel) is the source of this 1612-nucleotide messenger RNA. RefSeq names its product G protein-coupled receptor 34 like (gene gpr34l). NCBI's taxonomy places the organism in Eukaryota, Metazoa, Chordata, Actinopteri, Gymnotiformes, Gymnotidae. Gene Ontology annotation, molecular function: G protein-coupled receptor activity; oxysterol binding. Gene Ontology annotation, cellular component: membrane. Gene Ontology annotation, biological process: G protein-coupled receptor signaling pathway. The record is from RefSeq and is a predicted model, not a curated record.